AUGACGCUGAACUCCGGGGGUCGCCGUCUAAAACAGUGGCUGAUUGAACAGAUCAACAGCAAUCUUUACUCUGGACUGCUCUGGGAAGACGAAAAUCGCACAAUGUUCCGAAUCCCGUGGAAACAUGCUGGUAAACAGGACUACAACCAAGAGAUCGAUGCGUCCAUCUUUAAAGCUUGGGCAGUAUUCAAAGGGAAGUAUAAGGAGGGGGACAAGGCAGAGCCAGCCACAUGGAAAACUCGCCUUCGCUGUGCCCUGAACAAGAGCCCUGACUUUGAGGAGGUCACAGACAGAUCCCAGCUUGACAUUUCUGAGCCAUACAAGGUGUACAGGAUUGUCCCAGAGGAAGAACAGAAAUGUAAAAACUCAACAGCCUUGCUUGCUGGCUGCUCCACUGCAGUCACGGACAUGGACUGCAGCUCGGCAGACCUGGACGAUCUUAUCAAAGAUACUUCAAAUGAUGAAUACAUUAUCAAGAGGAGUCAUUCCCCUCUGGAAGAGAGCUGCAAAGUUCAACCAGCUCAGGAGUGGUGGAAUCAGCCCUCACACACUGCUGUACCUAUGCAUCAGGAUCCCUCCCCACUGAACACAUUUAAUGCCGCCUUCUCCCAGAUGAUGAUCACUUUCUAUUAUGGGGGGAAGAUAAUGGUCAGUACUCUGACCACCCACCCUGAGGGAUGUCGCAUCUCCCCAGGUCAGCCUCCCGUAACCAAUCCCCUGAUUUAUGGUCCUGACAGUCUGCAGAGCAUUCGCUUCCCACCCGUGGAGCACAUCGAAAAUGACCGUCAGCGUCAUGUCACCCGAAAGUUGUUUGGGCAUCUGGAACGCGGAGUUCUACUGCGCGCCAACCGGGAGGGUAUCUUCAUUAAGCGCCUGUGUCAGAGCAGAGUCUUCUGGAGUGGACCCAGCUAUCAGUACAGUCCUGGACCCAGCAAGCUAGAGAGAGAUGCAGUUGUCAAGAUCUUUGACACUGCCAGGUUCCUUCAAGCCCUUCAGCUCUAUCAGGACGGUCAGUAUCCAGCACCAGACCCCACUGUCUAUCUUUGUUUUGGAGAAGAGUUUCAUGACUUCAGCACAGCAAAGAGCAAAUUAAUCAUUGUGCAGAUCACAGCAGUGAACUGCCAGCAGCUGGUGGAAGCAGUGAACGCUAGGAGGUCUCAGUAUAACAGUGACAACCUGGAGAUUUCAGAUGAGAUGGCCAGUGAUCAGAUGGCUCGAAUCUACCAAGACCUCUGCAGCUACCCAGUCCCCCAGCGGACAGCUUGCUUCAGGGAUAAUCUGCCCAUCACUGCCUGAGCCAGGUCAUUCAACCAUCUUGUGUGUUUAGAUAUUUGGUAAACAGGGUUAUAGGGUUUGACAGGGAAGGAAAUGCUUUUUUAAGGUAUUUGUAAGGAAAAGAAAAUCUAUGUACACACCAAAAACAGCAGCCGAAGCCAAAGUAUCAGAGUAUGCGUCAUGUUCUCUAAAUGCUAAAAAUAAGCAGGAAAAUAAAAAUGAUUUUUAAAAAUUAUUCUCAGGGAUAACAAAUGAUGUGUUAAAAGUGUUUUACUCAUUUUUCAUGUAUA
Molecule: messenger RNA, 1565 nt
Organism: Chanos chanos (milkfish)
Lineage: Eukaryota; Metazoa; Chordata; Actinopteri; Gonorynchiformes; Chanidae
Gene: irf8
Product: interferon regulatory factor 8
Exons: 8
Coding region: 1-1296 (431 amino acids)
Biological process (GO): regulation of transcription by RNA polymerase II; immune system process
Cellular component (GO): nucleus
Molecular function (GO): protein binding; DNA-binding transcription factor activity, RNA polymerase II-specific; RNA polymerase II cis-regulatory region sequence-specific DNA binding
Source: RefSeq, a predicted model, not a curated record